AUGAGAUCCCACACCCCCAGCCUGCGCUAUGAGAUCCCACACCCCCAGCCUGCGCUAUGGGAUCCUGGAUCCCACAUCCCAGCCUGGGCUACAGGGAAUCACACAUCCCAGUCUGGGCUACAAGAUCCCGGAUCCCACACCCCCAGCCUGCGUUACGGGAUCCCACACCCCCAGCCUGCGUUACGGGAUCCCACACCCCCAGCCUGCGUUACGGGAUCCCACACCCCCAGCCUGCGUUACGGGAUCCCACACCCCCAGCCUGCGUUACGGGAUCCCACACCCCCAGCCUGCGUUACGGGAUCCCACACCCCCAGCCUGCGUUACGGGAUCCCACACCCCCAGCCUGCGUUACGGGAUCCCACACGCCCAGCCUGCGCUACGGGGUCCCACACGCCCAGCCUGCGCUACGGGGUCCCACACGCCCAGCCUGCGCUACGGGAUCCCACACCCCCAGCCUGCGCUACGGGAUCCCACACCCCCAGCCUGCGCUACGGGAUCCCACACCCCCAGCCUGCGCUACGGGAUCCCACACCCCCAGCCUGCACUACGGGAUCCCACACCCCCAGCCUGCGCUACAGGAUCCCACAUCCCACCCUAGUGCCUGAGCCAAAACCAGUAAACACUAAGUCAGUGAGCUGA
Messenger RNA from Pelobates fuscus (common spadefoot toad), 639 nucleotides. RefSeq lists its product as uncharacterized. NCBI's taxonomy places the organism in Eukaryota, Metazoa, Chordata, Amphibia, Anura, Pelobatidae. The transcript has a single exon. The record is from RefSeq and is a predicted model, not a curated record. The coding region runs from base 1 to 639 and encodes 212 amino acids.